Molecule: messenger RNA, 12314 nt
Organism: Cinara cedri
Lineage: Eukaryota; Metazoa; Arthropoda; Insecta; Hemiptera; Aphididae
Source: the annotation of a GenBank genome assembly
CGUUCCCGCCGUUCUGUGCGUCCGCGUGUCUUGUCGUCGUCGUUGUCGUCGUUUAUUUUUUUCAAAUUAUUUUUCGCGUGCGCGAUUUCGUCUUCGUUUCGUUCCCGAGCGGACGGUAACCGGCGAAAAUACUAAUCCACACUGUCCGUUCAAAUAUUAUUGUUGUUCCGCGCGGUGUCGGUUAUCGUUUUCGUUUUUUUUUUUCUCUUCUACGUUCUACAAUCGGUCAAUGUUCGUAUUUUUUUUUCAUCGGAUAUAUAUAUAUAUAUAUUAAAAUUCAGAGCGAGUGUUUUAUACCAUCGGCGAUAAUUACCGUCAAGAGUCGGAACGAACCGAGGGAAACGUUUCAAAACGACGACGAAUUCUACAAUAUCAUUAUAGGUACACGUUAUAUUUUCAUAUGGUUUUUUUUUUUUUAUAAUAUUUUUAAGGGUAAGUCCGACGGAGUCUUUCGCCCCGACACCGUAAAUAUACAAUAACAGCAACAACAAUGAUAAUAAUAACUGCUAUAACGUCUGGGGCUUUUCGGCGUGCCGUUACACGUCAAAUUGAUCGUUUUCGAGCUCGCGCUAGACAAACCCAUUAUUAUUGUACCCGCCGCCCCCCACGUUGCCCCCGAAGGUCCGUGCGCGGGAUUUAACGACGCGACACGAGAUCCCCGGGGACCCGAGAUCUAUCAGCGAAACUUUGUCGCCGACACUGCCGCGCGAUUAACUCGCGGAUGUCGCACGGCACCCCCUAAGUUUUCUCCGGUUUUCAGACCGCCGCGACCGACCGUAAUAUUGUUCUUCCUGCCGUUUAUUACAUUAUACUCUUUAAGAGUUUUGAACCGAUUGAAAUAUUAAAUACCGUUGAACGGGAAACCGAAAGUUCUGAACGGAAAACCGACGAAGUCUCCGCGCUUCGAGACGGUGCCGGAGUGAAAAUCCGCUCGUGAAAAGUACGCGUACGCCGCGUUCAGGAAUAUCGUCGUGGUUUUCCCGGCGAUUAUCCAGACGACUUCCCGUAAAGUCACCGAAACGUUUGUGCGUCGCAAUUUCCGUUUAGAGAUUUUACCCCGCACCCGGAGUUAUCGGCGUCGUGGGUAUAGUAGGUUUUGAUCAGGUUCGCCGCCGCCCCUUGGACUGUGCGAAUUCCCCCGAGCACGUCGAAUAUCGCAAUUUUUUUAAAAAAAAAACGAAAUAUUGUCCAGGUCGCGCGUCAGUAAGACCGAGACGGUGCCGUCGUCGCCGACAUUGAAAAUCGAAACAUCUCGAGUCGCUAAGACGCGCUUUUCGUUUGGCGAAAACGCCAGUAAUUGUAUUGCGAUUUGAUCCGUUUCGGACGCCGCAAGUUGUUCGAGUUUAGCCGCCUGGCGGUUUUGAAAAUACAAUCCGCUCGUAUCGAAAACCACGCGAAAUUUACCCGAGCCGCGUGUCGAUUCUACCGCAGGCUUUGAACCGAGAACGCCGUAGACACUUGGGCUUUUAAUUUUCAUCGAACACCCGUGUUGUUCUUACGAUUCGGUAUUGCCAUCGUUCUUCUUUUGUUUUUUCCAUUCGAAGCGGCCGCGGACUCGUUAGUUUUAUGUGUUUUACAGUCUCGCGUCCGUAAAAUACCACGAUAACGGGUCGUGGUAUUGUCGUGUUCAACGCGUUAUUUCAAACGGCUUACGGUGCGCGAACGACGCGAAAUGCACGUGUAUUCGGACGGAAACCGUCACAACGCGGGUACGUUCGAAACGACAAACAAAAAAAAAAAAAACAAAAACAAUUUCAAUCACACGCAUAAACCGUAGGGACGUACGCGGGACUAUACGUCGAUUAAUUAUCCUCGCGGGCGACAAAUGCCCGUUUUUUCGUUUCUUUUUAUCCGUUUCGAAACGCGUGCCGGGCGUCAUACCGCGCGUGCAUAUUUUCACAACGGCCGUCAACGGAUUAUUAUUCUAUUAUAUUUCAUUCGCUUUGUAUACGUAUUAAAUACGUCUCGGCGUCGGCGGAUAAUCGUUUUUUUAAAAAUUAUUUCAAUUUAUUUUCCGCGUCCGUUUGAAAGGAAAAGAUGAGGAAAAAAAAAAAGGAAGAAUUUUUGCCCGUCCCGUGCAGCGGUGUCGUAACGCGGCGAGCGUGACGAACGCGAAACGCGAAAACAAACGUUUUGACGACGAUUUCUCCGGGUCGGAACAAAACGGUAGGACGCGUCUUUUUUUUUUCUAUGUUUUCCGGUACGAUGAACCCCGGGGGCGAUGAAUGCGAUUCCCGCACGACCCGCGAUUCCUUGACGAUAUUUUCGGCCGAAAUUCGUAUUUUCCGGCGUACGGAUUCGAUCGGUCCGCGGGUAAGCCGCCCACACUGUGCGCGGACCGUGCGUAUUGGGAGGACUCGCGGAGGUCCGACGUCCGAAACGGAUUUCGUAACCUGAACUAACCUUUUUACGGUUUAUCAUUUUAUUGUGAUAACUGCCGGAAAAUCGCGUCUCGAUUCCUCCGUUUCGUGUUUUGAUGAUAUUAUAUUAUCCAUCGGAAAAAUAUGAACUACAAGAAUCGCAGGCUGUUUCUACAGUAGUUAUUACGAGAAAAAAAGGAAAUUUUGGAAAAAAUAUCGAACAAAAGUCAUUUCACGCGUCGGAUCUUCGUUUGCACGCGCCGUAUCUCAGCCAGUUUCUCCCCCCCCUAUAAAUUACAAUACAGCCUAUUAUUACUAUUAUCAAGGUAUUAUAAUAUUAUAAUAGAUAAUUUAUAUUCAUUAUAAUGAUACUUAGGUAAUAAUUCGUAUAACAUUUACAACGAAUGUAUUCAAAUUCGUUUUAAGUGGUUGGAAAUUGAAGGUUAUACGUUUUUUUUUGUUUAUUUGUUGGUUUUUUUUUUAUAUAUACACCAACGUAGGCAGGUUAUAAUGUACUCGCACGUACGUCAUUUCAAUCUAAAUUGUUUUAUUUUUUAUCGUGUUUGUAUAUGUUUCAAUAUAAAUUCAAAAAUAUUGCACAUAAUGUAUAUUGUAUACAAUACGUAACCUAAAUACGUAAAAUAUUUGUCCGAGAUUCGGGUAAUUAAACGAGUAUAUUGUGACGCGCGAUUUUAUUUCGUUUAUUGCAACUGUACUUAUUUCGAUAUUCAAAUAUUUAAAUAAUAACUAAUGUAGGACAAAAAAUGUAUUAAAUGCGUUGAAAAAAAUUAAGUCGCAAUCUAGAACAGUGGUUUUUAAACAGUGUGCCGCGGUCUUUUAAAAUCGUUUUCCAUAAAUUAUGACUGACCGGAUGAAUUCGUAACUCUUUUGAUUAUGACUCGUUCUAGUAUGACCCAAAAUGUUUUCAAGAGCGAAGUGUGCCGUUGUCAAAAAGAAGUCUGAAAACCGCUAGUCUAGAGUAUUGCGAGGUUCGUCUGGAGACUGCAGUGUUAUUUUCGACCGGUUUCAAUUUCAACACUGAAAAUUGUAAAACGCUACGCUGAAUCGCAUUACACAUGAUCGUUUCCUGAUAAUAUUUUUUUUAUGAUCGUAACCGGAUAAUACAUCAGGUUUAUAGGUAUUUUUUUUUAUUUUACAUAAAAUAUUAUAUACUUUUUAUACUAAUUAAAAUCAAAUUUUCGUUCUCCGGAAUUAAUAUUUUUAUAUUUUUUUAUUAUUAUUUGACUUUCAACAGUUUCACAAAUACCGGAAUUUUUUAUUUUUAAAAUCUGGCAGUAUCUAUUGAACUUAGGUAUAACGUUAUGAAUCCAGUGGUUAAAAGGUAAAAAACUUGUUACCAUAUUUAAUUGAAAACUGAAAGGCGUUUUCGAAACUGAUAAAACUUAAAUUUAACCCUAAUCCUAACCUAACUUUCCGGAAAUCCAUUACGGAGACGAUACUUCUAAAAUGUUUUUCUCUCCGACAAAUUUGAAAACAUAUUAUACUAAUAGGGUUUAAAAACAAACUGCACCCCAUCUCCCCUUCAGAUAUCAUCAUACGCAUGCGCCUGCUCAUUAAAAAUAAAGUAAAGCACCAGAGUCUGAUUACGUAUAAUCUAAUAAGGUAUUAACGCAUUUUUUUCUAAUAAAAUGAAUUUGUGUUUUUAAAAUUUCGUUGAGGGGAUUGAUGAGAGUGUAUAUUUAGAUCAAUAAAAUCCGUAUAGAACUGUAGCGAUUGUGUUUGACGGAUUUCAAUUUUGAAAACGGAUUAUGAUUCUUUAUUAUGAUAUAUUGGAAAUAGAAAUUCUAUUUUUUUUUGUUUUUAAAUGCAAAUUGUAAAAAAUUGUUUGUAUUUUCGAAAAUUAUUUCAACAUUUACUUAAAGUGUUUCGCCUUUCACUUGAGAAGAAAUAACUCCAAAGUGUCCUGGUUAUGAACCUAACGAGUAAUAAUACGUUUUAAAAAUUGAAAUCCGUCGAACGCAAUUUCCACCGUUUUGUCUGACUUUUCGUUCUGAACCGUCAUAUUCGUUCGUGAACACGACCAUACUGCUUCCCCUUAAAUGGAUAUCAGCCAGUAGAUUAGCGGAAAAGUCUAAUUAUUAAGACGAUGGUCAUGGAAAUGUAAUAAACAAUUGGAAACAAUUUGAAUAACCGUCGUCACCGAUCUCCUUGAAAAACGUCUCGGUGACAAUAACUAAAGCGUUCCCCCCUCCCGGGACUCAGGAGACUCGAACUAAAGGGAACCGAUCAUUUUACGUUAGACGAGAAGGAAGGAGUAUCCACUCCCACUUUAAUCGCCGGAUAUAAUAUAUAUUUAUAGUUUUUUUCGUUACGUCGAAUGCGAUUAUUGUACUAUAUUUUCUAUGGUACGGUUCCGCACCUGGUAGUUUUGUAGUUUUUACUUUUUUUUUUUUCAAAUUACUCCGAAAAUACAUUAUUACCAAGCAUAUACAAUACAGAAAUUGACUGUGCUCUCGUUGAACGGACCACGGAAAUAAUAUACGCGUAGAGCGAUAAUACGAAUGUGUAUAGAGUUCAACAACAAAAACGUACCUCGAAACAUCGCAUUGUCUCUCGUCCGCUCUUGUUCAGCUCUCCGUCGAUCCUCGUUGAGCCCGCAAACAAGACUAUCACGACCCCGACAGUGUUCCUCACGAUCCUCUUUAUAUGAAACGGAAUUACAAUAAUAAAAAUAAUAAUAUUCCGCUUUCUCCCGUUCGAAUAAUCGCUUUACUACGCAGCGAUCGUAAUAAGUUAAACGCGUUUCAUUAUUAUUAUUAUUAUUAUUAUUAUUAUUAUUUUUUGUUACGCUUUUCUCGCGUGAUAUCAUUAUAAUAUAUUAUUGUAAAGGUGUGUGUGUGUGUGUGUGUGUGUGUGUGUGUGCACUGCAUUACAUCCGUUUUCGUAUACUGAUGUGUAUAAUAUGUAUCGGAUGAAUCAUUUUGAAUAACUCUGUAUUAUAUAUGGGUACAUCAUUUCUUAUCAUUUCUUCUUUGCGCACGAUCUACUCUUGUUGUUAUUGUACGUACAAUAUAAUAUAAUAAAAAAAAUGUGUAGUAUAAUGUACCUAUGUAUGCGUAAGCACUCGCCUUCUGCCUUACCGAUGUGUAUAUAAAUCGUAUCGCGUAUAUUUUUAUACGAGUCGAUAAUAUUGUAGACGGUGUCUUAUAUUAUGAUAUUAUAUUGGAUUUAAUAUACGUAUGCAUAGUGAUUUACUCAUGUUGCCGGAGAAAAAUCACGGGGUUUUUUUUUUUUUUUCACAGUAUCGCGUACCGUAUUUGUCCUCGACAUUUGACAUUUAAAGUACAAUGCGUACAUUAUAUUAUUCGAAACGAGGGUUUCGCAUCCUCGCGUGCUGCAAUUUUAUUCCGUAUAGGUAAUAUAUCAUAACCACGUGCCGCGCAAACCUUUCGCCGGUCCGAGAGCAUUUCGACAUGACGUUUCGAAUUUAUCUCGAAUCGCGGCAAUAGCCUCCCGUGUCGAUUUCCACGGCAAACGUACGCCGUUUGUCGAAUUUAAUCUAACCUGGCCGAAAAUAGAGACGAUCCGUGCACUGACCACGUCUGCUAUAUAUAUGGUAAAUGUAUAUUCCCCCCCCCCUCUCUCACCAGUAUUUUUGGAUACUUUUGGCGAAAUCAGCUUAAUUUUGAAUUUAGAGUAAAAGUACCUAUUAAUCAAUUAAUGUUCAGAGAAGAAUAUUUUGGACGGAAUCUCAUCGGGUUUUUCUAUUAUUUUAAAUAGCAGCUCGAUAUGAAAGGCGCAAAAACAUUUUUUUUUGUUUUCUAAAUAACCGUCGUAACUUUUUUAAUAGCUCAUAAAUCAAAAAAAAAAAACAAGCACCCGCUCCUCCGAAAUAUUGUUCUCUGUGAAUUUCACAAUAGGUAUUUUUACCCUAAAAUCAAAAUUAAGUUGGUUUUACUUAGCAUUAUUUUCGCACGUUGCCCGGUAGCUGGACCGAGAUACACACGAGUGUGGCGUCCUCUUGAGGUUUUUCGUCGGCGGUUUGAAAUGAUAACAUUUCGUUCGAAUUUAAAUAUGUAUUCGUCUCCACGUUAUUAUUGCGGGCGGAAUGUGUAUUUUUUUUUCUUCAUUACUUUUGUAGACCCCCGCAGAUCGCGCGAAUGAUAGCACCGGUAGGAAGACGUAUUGUAGACUUUCGGGUAUUUCAAUUCACGAUUUCCUUCCCGGCCGUUCUUCGUGUUUUCACCGGAAAUACCGAGCUUUUGAUGUACUGCGUGAAUAUAUUAAUAUAAACAGUAUUGCGGUUGUCGAGAACGUGCUUUCGAAAGUUUUUGAAUCCCUGCCCCGCCGCCCCCGUGUCGUCUCGCCGUUGGUACGUUAGGAAAAAUCUCGAGGACCGCUUUACCGUAUUUUCAUAUUGUCACGGCAACAAGUCGGCCAGCGGAAAAUUCGACUCCAGCGGUGAAGCUCUGUUACUUGCGGGCGUUUUUAAAAAAAUAUUUUCUCUUUACGGGUUUCGGAUGUUAUUCAUUAGUUAUAAUAUCGCGACGCGUAAAACGAAAUCGCAACGAAAAAUAAAUCCGGAUAGUAAUUUUUUUAUUAUUAUAUUAUUUUUAUUUUUUUUUAACCGGUCGGACAAAAUUCUAUCACGGAAUUAUUAUUGUUAUGCACAUCUGCGUAUUUUCGACGGCGUUAAACCGACUCGUUACGGACCGACAAACCGAAUUCGCGUAUUUUUUGUUUUUCAAAUCUACGCGUUUCUGUCGAUUUUUAAUAAUUUAUACAUUCGUAAAGCACGAAGAUACACGCGCGUAUUGAAUAUUUCAAUAUUUAAACACAAUAUAUGUAUUGUAUUUGCCACGGUUUUUUUUUUUUUUUUUAGCAAUUUCAACAAUUUCGGGCUCUCGUUUCGUUAUAUUACACCGGAAUAACAUAGAGUCAAAACGAAUAAUUACCUAGCUGAUCGGACCGUUUUGAUAUUUCCGUCGAAUACGAUCGGACCUAACCUAACCUCAGAAAAACGACUGUGAACCGUUCGAGAUCGACGAUGUUUUCGACGUUUAGGGACGUAAUAAUAUUAUUAUGUCCGUGGUCCGCACUUUCGGCCGUCGUCGCGCUUUUUCCGUUCGGAGUUCUUUUCGGGUAAAUUUGUUCGGGUUGCCAGCGCGAGACGACGACGACUUUAAUUAUUAUUCUCGGUUCGCGCGGCCAAAAGUGCGUAUCGUCCCUGGGGACCCUGGCAUUUCCGACGGAAAAACCGUUUUAUACAAUAUUUUUAUCGUUAUGGUUAUUAUUGUUAUUAUGUUUCGCCGUAUGCGAUUCUUCGGUACGAUUCUUCGUACGUUCGGCCGGCGCGUGUUAUCGAUCGUUUACCGCUGACCCGGCCACUAUACCGCGUAUAAUAAUAAUAAUAAUACUAAUAGUAAUGACGACGAUGAUAAUAAUAAAAAUAAUAACACGACCCGAUGUACAAGUGUCCGUUUUCGCCAGUUAUCGGGCGUGGAUUCGAACCUCGAUUUAUCAAUAUUUUUUCAAUUCGUCCGAUUGGUAGACCGCUGCGGCGGCGCGGGCGUUACAUAUACGCACGCAUACGUGUAUUUCGUACACGUAAUAUUAUUAUAGACGGUCUUAUAUUAUGUCCGAUAAAAAAUAUUACACGCGUAUUAUUGAUGAAAACGAAAGAAAAAAAAAAAUUCGACGUUUUAUUAUCGCGGCUACGGUAGUGUAGUGCAGUGGGUACGUAUAGGCACCCGGGGUAAAAGCUUCGAACGCCUAUAUUAUAUGCGAAAAAAAAAUAAAAAAAAAACAACCGAACCGAACGUUAUCAAGGUCGACAAUAAUAAUAAAACUCAAUAAUUCACGCCGGAACGUGUCGUGUUUACCGAAUACCUAUUAUUUAUUAUUAUUAUUAUUUUUUAAUAGUAAUAAGGCGUGUUUUAUCGUUAUUAUCUGUAUACCUACAUAUACAUGCCGUAAAGCGGGUAAACGCCCGUCAAACGGUUAACGACCCGCCCGGCCUGUUCGACGAGCGCGGGCACAAUUUCGCCGAAAGGAUUCCCUCCGCUCGCAUCGCGUCUUCGUCUUUUCCGCGACAAACAAACAAACUAAUAAUAAUCAUGAUAGACCUCUCCACCGUCUGCACGUCCGGCGUGGACAUUGUACGUCUAGACCGGAACGUUCGGCGCGAAAAAGCGUUCCGGCCGGGUAAAGCUUCCGAACCCGAGGACCGGACCGAGGGUGGAAUACUGUGCGCAACAUUAUAGUCGACAACAAUACAUAGACACCGCGCACGUGAUAACAAACCGAGCGUUUCAAUCGCAGGCCGUCCUCGAAACGCAAGUCGCGUUCUCUCUCGAGCCCCGGUCCGCGUGCGCGUAUCUGCGGUAUCUCUUGAUCCGUUCAGGACCGACCACGCCUCCCGGUCCUCCGGACGAACGUUCCGUCCGGACGUACUGCGAGAGGAGUGAAGUCUGCGGCGGUGGCGACGGCGGUCGCAACGCUCGGACAAUAAUUGCCCGGUCGUUUGUCGCGUCGGCGGAGGGAAAAAACGGCACUGCGAUCCGGUCGGCGGUCGUCGUUGUCGUCGUCGCCGUGUCACUGUUCAGCGUGUACAGCCCGUAACCAUAACCGGAAUAACGGUAAUGACCGCGAAAAGUCAUUGACGUAACACUCGGUUAUUGAAUCGCUCGUUGUUCUCGAUACAAUAUCCAACUAUAUAUUGGUAAAUAUCGCGUAUUGCAUUAUGUAGUUUAUCGACUGUACACAAUACGCGUGGGCGUCAAGAGGUAAAUAAUUGACGUUCGAAUGCUGAUGAUAAAUUAACGUUUUCGCGUGUAUACGUUGAAUAGAUAACCGGGUUUUUCGAAAAACGGACAAUGUACGAUACGACGUUUUUUCUCGUGAUAAUUAUUUGGUCCCUGGGAAGCAAGACUCAAGUCAAUUGUUGGCAUUUCUUUUUUUUUCAAAACUUUUUAUCCCUUUAAAGAUCGCGAUAAAACCUAGAAAAAAAUAUUUAAAAAAAAAAAAAAAUGCAAAAAGACGUUUCUCAAAAGUGACUUUUUUUUAUCAGCUUUUAACAGCUUUGAACGUUAAAAAAAUUGCAUUUUUCAAAAUACGUACGGUUUUGUUUUUAAUCUACUUAUACUUCGUUUUCAAUAUAGCGUUAGAAAAUUGUAUAUAACGAGUCAGAACUGUGUUAGAGGGGAAAAUUUUAAAUCAUUUUAGAUUCGGAGCAUAGCGAGGCUUUACAAUAAUGUUUUCGAAAUUAUGUUUCUUUCUCCUUUUUUUUUUUUUUUUAUCUGUGAGCAACUUUUCUACAAUAAAUCUCGCUCUGAAUUUAAGUAAUAUUAUCCGGGUGGUACUUAAGGGUAGGUCAUUUUUAAAUUUUCCAAGCGGUUUUCAUAAAAAUUGAGAAUACCUGGAAGAACGUAGGAUAAAUGGACAAAUUUACGUACCUACACGUAUAAAAUAUAUUUGGUUCCGAAUCGUUUAUCGUUAGCAUUGGUUUAUUGUCGCGUACAGAUAUAAAUUAAAUUUCCUUUUUAUAUCUUAUCUUCUCAACUUCUCACCAAAAACAGUUGCCCGCCCGUCGUGCGAAGUAUGUCAGUCUAUUUGUCAAGUGUUUUUUUUUUUUUGACGUUUUAUAGCGCUUUUCGUGGAUUUUUAGUACGUACAAAUCCGUUCGCUAUGUAUGUAAUGACAUAUUGAUUAAAUGCGAGUGUAUAUAUUAUUUUAUUGAAUGCUAUAAUAUUAUACUCGAGAUAGACGGCAUGUUUUACUAUUUAGAUACGUAGUAAUAAUUUCCUUAUAAAAUGCGAUUAUGAUAUAUAUAUAUAUAUAUAUAUAUAUAUAUACAUUAAAAAAAAAAUUAGUUUUUUUUUUAAUGUAUACAUAGUUUAUUGUUAGUUUAAAAAUAAUUUACAUUUGCGUAGGUAUUUGUAAAAAUUAAAAAAAAAAAAGUUAAAAACUGCUUGGUUUUCUGUAUAUUUUAGUGAACGUAUAAAAAAAAAAAGCAAACUAAUAUUAUUUUAUGACGCAUAUAUUUUGUAUUUGGAUAUUUUUUUCUUGUACGAAGACGUUUUCGGAAUUAAAAAUAUAAUAUUUAACGAAACAACGUGCCCGUAUAAUAUUAUAAUAAGCGUAAAAUUAUUCGGAAUUAAACGAAAACAAACAAUUUCACGUAAUUGCAUGCGUAUAAUAAUAUAAUACAAUAUAUAAGUGGGUAGUGAAAAUCCUAACGUAUAAAAUAUAUACGUUAUUUUUUACACCCCGUAUUGUUUUAAACGAUAUCGUCGUCAAACUCGUCGAAAAAAUAAAAUACAAGAAUUCGAAAUAACGUUAUUAUUUCGAGGUAAAAAAAAAAAAAAAAAAAAGUAAACUAAAACAAAUCAAAAUAUUCGUUAAAAUUAUGGUAAUUGUUAAGAAACGUACCUAGGUAUUAUUAUUAUUGUUGUUGUUGUUAUUAUCAUUACGAGACAAACGAUUCCGCCGGAUUGAAUUACAUUAUAUAUUCGUAUAUAUUUGUAUUCGACUAUCAAUAUAAUAUACAACCACCACCACUACUUUUACCACGGCCACUUUUACCACGACCGCUAUCCAUCGCUCAAUCUUCCGCCGGAUCCCUGGUAUCGGUUACCUAUUACGGCCCGGCAGCAGUAACUGCAGCAGCCGACGGAGUAACGACGUGUAAAACACGAGGGUACGCCCCGAAUAUUUCUUCAUUUUCCGUUCGCAACUACUGUCGUCACGUCCGUCCUCUCCUCUUUCGGUACAAUCCUUCCGGCUCUCGUCUAUUGUUCCAUUGUCUUCGCCGAGCACGAGAUAUCCGUUAUUAUUAUCCUCAUCGUGUCGCCCGCAAAUAUAUAAUAUAAUAUCGUUUCACGUACCUAUCGCUCCCGACGACGUACCUAUCUAUACAUUCGAAAAGCGACCAGAAUAAUUUGCGAUUUCUAUACGUACCUUAUGUACCGUAUAGUAAUAGGUACAAUGCGAUCCGUUUAAGCGGCUGUAGGUUUACUCGUUAUAUCAACUCGGGAAGUAAUAAUUUUUUUUCAAUUUUUUUUUUUUACGACAAUUUAUGAAACGAGUGGUUCUUAAAUGUUGCAUUAUUUCCGGCCGUGAAACGGGGCUACCUAAUUUUGAUUUUUUAAUGGUGACCUAUAUAUCAACAAUUUCGUGAAUAGAUAGAAUAUAUUUUGGUGUUCAAAUUCCGAUUAACAAUAUCACGUCAACGAAAUUUAAAAAUGUCAACACUAAAAUGUAUUUAAACCAAUAUACUCUGUACAUUUUGAAUGUAUAAGGCCUCCAUUCGAAAAUUAAAAGUACCUAGGUACUUUAUAUCAUUUCACCCACGAAAUCAAGAGUGACGAAAAGUAACGGUAAUGUACCAUUUCAGAACCCCUUGUUUCUUUAAAAAAAACUUUUCGAGAUAAUGAGCGAAUCCACUUAAACUGUUCAUCGAUCAGACAAAGACGAGAGUUGUGGUGGACGUUGUGCGUGAACGUGCGUUGAAACAAAAGGUGUUUUUGAUAAAAGAAAAUGAAAAUUUAUCCAGGCGUCCGGCGGUGUGAAAAACGUGCUUAGAGGAAAUAAUAUGUGAACAGUGUGCUGUCGAGACAGCGAUCGAAACACGUGCACAUGUCGCCGUAUAGCAGGGAACAUCAUACGGCGGUCGUCGCGCCCGUCUCUGCCGUUUCGCCGGUGAUCGAAGAGUUCGGCGGCGGCAAAAAAGACGACGUUUCCGGCGCGGGUCUGCCGCCCUACCACCACAAAUAUUCGGAGUCCGGAAAACCCGCCGCGGGAUACACGAAUGGGUUGUCGUUGCUCCGCCGUCUCUUCCGUUGGUGGCUGGCCCGGUUCGGUCAAAAACCGUUGGCUAAAAAAGGUACGUUGAGUUAUACUACGUCAUGUUAUUUCGCGCGCGAUUAUCGAAUACUGUCUCACAAAAAAACUCUGAGUUUUACAUUAAGGGCACUGUACGGCACAGAAACGUAG